Molecule: messenger RNA, 2814 nt
Organism: Dufourea novaeangliae
Lineage: Eukaryota; Metazoa; Arthropoda; Insecta; Hymenoptera; Halictidae
Gene: Nedd4
Product: E3 ubiquitin-protein ligase Nedd-4
Exons: 16
Coding region: 143-2761 (872 amino acids)
Biological process (GO): ubiquitin-dependent protein catabolic process; regulation of dendrite morphogenesis
Molecular function (GO): ubiquitin protein ligase activity; protein binding; sodium channel inhibitor activity
Source: RefSeq, a predicted model, not a curated record
GUUCAUGGAACAAGUACCUUAGUGUAUAUUUAUCACACUUUCAAUGUAUUGGUUAAUUUCGUGAGAAUACAGUGCAUGCAACAAAGUACAUUCACUUUUAUUAAUGUCAGUGCACAAAAUACUGGGAAAUUGAGAACUCAAGAUGCCAGGGACUCUGACCUACCCAAUAUAUGCUGAUGUAGAAUCACCUCCUCAAAGACAUCGAUCUUACACUUGGAAUCAUCGUAACAGAUCCCCAGUGUCACAAGUUACUGCAAGACAUGGAAGACUAUCUUUGUCAGAACCUGUGAGAGAUGAGGCUACCAGAAAGCUGAGAUUAAAGGUGAUUGCUGGGCACCAAUUAGCAAAAAAAGACAUUUUUGGUGCAAGCGAUCCUUACGUACGUGUUGAUUUAAAUACUAUAAAUGGUGAUCAGAUAUUGGAUUCUGCACUUACAAAAACUAAAAAAAAGACUUUGAAUCCUGUCUGGGAGGAAGAAUUUAUAUUUAGGGUAAAACCUGUUGAUCACAAGUUGGUGCUACAAGUUUUUGACGAGAACAGAUUGACAAGGGAUGAUUUUCUUGGAAAGGUCGAAUUGACAUUAACUAAUGUACCUAAAGAGCAAGAGGGCCGAACAAUCCCUGCUAGACAUUAUUUACUUCGUCCACGUAGGAAUCAUUCCAGUCAGCGUUCGAGAGUAAAAGGCACUUUGCAAGUGUAUCAUGCAUAUAUGUCGGAUUCAUCGACUACAGAGAAUGACAAUGGGGAUGAUGCAUCUGACUCAGGAGGGUGGGAAAUGGUACAAUCAGUAAACGUGAACCAUCCUUCACAGACAGUCGCAUUUGACUCACCUUUAGCACCUUUACCACCAGGAUGGGAAGAAAGACAAGAUGCAAACGGGCGGACAUAUUAUGUUAAUCAUAUAGCAAAAUUUACGCAAUGGGAACGACCAUCGGAAUCUAAUACGUCACCCAGUGGAAAUAUGGCAAUUGAACGAAAUUUCAGUACUGCUGCAACUGAAUUUCAACGACGUUAUCAUAUUAGUGCAGAUAAUGAAAACAGGCACAGAAGUUCAAAUAAUCAGGAUGGUGAUGUUCUCCGCGAGGAAGAUGAAGAUUCGGAAGCAAGAGAUUAUGAGAUUGAGAGUCAUAGGGGAGGGGGUAUUGGGGACACUUCUUCAGACUCCGGACGUUCUGUUGAUCAACGUGGCUACCAUAGUGAAUGCGAAGAUCAGAGUGAUGAUAACGUGGAUAGCCCAACUGGUUCUAGACGAUCGUCUGAACAGAUUGAAAGUCCAAAACCCACUCUUCCUGCGUACAGCAAUGAGGGAUUACCACCAGGAUGGGGCAUGCAAGUAGCACCAAAUGGUAGAGUCUUUUUUAUUGAUCACUGCAAGAGGACAACAACAUGGAUCGAUCCGCGAACGGGGCGUCCAAGUUCGAUACCAAAUCACAUUGCACCUUCUGCUACCCCUAGAAGUGAUUUGGAUCAACUUGGACCCCUGCCUGAAGGUUGGGAAGAAAGAGUACAUACGGAUGGCAGAAUAUUUUUCAUUGAUCACAAUACAAGGACAACUCAAUGGGAAGAUCCACGCAUGUCUAAUCCACAAAUUGCUGGUCCGGCUGUCCCAUACUCGAGAGAUUACAAACGUAAAUACGAGUACCUUAAAUCCCAACUAAGAAAGCCUAACAACGUUCCUAAUAAAUUCGAAAUAAAAGUUGGGCGAACUAACAUUCUAGAAGAUUCGUAUCGUAUAAUUAGUUCCGUUAAUAGAGUGGAGAUACUGAAGACAAAGUUAUGGGUGGAAUUCGAAGGAGAAGUUGGUUUAGAUUACGGAGGUCUAGCUAGAGAAUGGUUUUUCCUUCUAUCUAAAGAAAUGUUCAAUCCUUAUUAUGGAUUGUUUGAAUAUUCUGCUACAGAUAACUAUACACUACAAAUUAAUCCUUUCUCGGGUGUGUGCAACGAAGAACAUCUAAAUUAUUUUAAAUUUAUUGGUCGUAUAGCGGGUAUGGCUGUUUACCAUGGUAAACUCUUAGAUGCGUUUUUCAUUCGACCAUUUUAUAAGAUGAUGUUGGGUAAAUCUAUUGAUUUAAAAGACAUGGAAAGUGUUGAUUCAGAGUAUUAUAAUUCAUUAUUGUGGAUUAAAGAAAAUGAUCCUAGCGAAUUGGAACUCACAUUCUGUGUUGACGAAGAAAGUUUUGGUCAUACUUCUCAAAGAGAACUCAAGCCAGAUGGUGCUAAUAUACCAUUAACCGAUGAGAAUAAAGAUGAAUACAUAGGAUUAGUUAUACAAUGGCGGUUUGUAUCAAGAGUUCAGGAACAAAUGAAUGCAUUUUUGGAAGGAUUUAAUGCUCUUAUUCCACCGACAUUGGUGAAAAUAUUUGACGAGCAUGAAUUAGAGUUGCUAAUGUGUGGUAUACAACAUAUUGACGUAAAAGACUGGAAGCAAAAUACGUUGUACAAAGGAGAUUACCAUGCCAAUCAUAUAGUGGUUCAGUGGUUUUGGCGAGUAGUACUUUCAUUUAGCAACGAAAUGCGCUCUAGACUUUUACAGUUUGUUACUGGCACAUCGCGAGUACCGAUGAACGGUUUUAAAGAGCUUUAUGGCAGCAACGGUCCACAGUUAUUUACAAUCGAAAAGUGGGGUACACCGGAAAACUACCCAAGGGCUCAUACUUGUUUUAAUCGCAUUGACCUUCCUCCUUACGAAAGUUAUCAACAACUCAGGGAAAAAUUGAUAAAAGCAAUUGAAGGUUCUCAAGGUUUUGCUGGAGUGGAUUAGCACGAAAUAUCCCUUUUCAUGAUGAUAUCUGUAAUAUAAUGUACAUAUAUACA